CGGACCUAUUUCGCAAAACUCCCUUGACUUCCUGUUUUUACUCGGAGGCAACAACGUGGGUCCAGUGCAGCUCACCGGUCUGGUGUGUAGUAGCAGGAUCAGUAUCAGUGUUAUGUGUAACCAGAGUCUGGUUCGCUCUCCACCAUGCAGAUCUCUAGUGUGAAUGACGUGAAGAUCUAUAAUCUCAGUCAUGGAAAGUCUCUUCCAGAGUGGCUGUCAGAUCGGAAGAAGAGGCAGUUACAAAAGAAAGAUGUUGACAUCCAGCGCAGGAUUGAACUCAUCCAGGACUUUGAGAUGCCCACAGUGUGCAGCUCUAUCAAAGUGUCCAGGGAUGGUCAGUUCGUCCUGGCAGCAGGCACUUACAAACCCAGGAUACGAUGCUAUGACACCUACCAGCUGUCUCUGAAGUUUGAGCGCUGUCUGGAUUCAGAUAUUGUGGCUUUUGACAUCCUAUCUGAUGACUACUCUAAGUUGGUGUUUUUGCACUGUGACCGCUACGUGGAGUUCCACUCCCAGCAUGGACACUACUACAAGACACGUAUUCCAAAGUUUGGACGGGACUUUUCUUACCACUAUCCCUCCUGUGACCUCUUUUUUGUGGGGACAAGUUCCGAGGUGUUCAGACUGAAUCUGGAACAGGGCCGCUUCCUCAACUCACUUCAGACUGAUGCUGUGGAAAACAAUGUGUGUGAUAUCAACCCCGUCCAUCAUUUGUUUGCCACAGGAACCUCUGAGGGACGGGUGGAAUGCUGGGACCCUCGUGUCCGGAACAGAGUGGGCACGCUGGACUGCGCCCUGAGCAGCCUCGCCGAAGGAGCAGAAGUCCAAAGUUUGCCUUCAAUUAGUGCGCUGAAGUUUAACGGCUCCCUCUCCAUGGCAGUGGGCACCAGCACAGGACAGGUGCUGCUCUAUGACCUGCGCUCCAACCAGCCGCUGCUGGUUAAAGACCACUUCUACAACCUGCCAAUCAAGUCACUCAACUUCCACGAUCAACUGGACCUGGUCGUGUCCGCCGACUCCAAGAUUAUUAAAAUCUGGAACAAAGACACGGGCAAGGCCUUCUCCUCCAUACAGCCUCAGACCAACAUCAAUGAUGUUUGCAUCUACCCUAACUCAGGGAUGCUCUUCACCGCCAACGAGGACCCCAAGAUGAACACGUUCUACAUCCCGGCCCUAGGUCCUGCACCUCGAUGGUGCUCCUUCCUCGACAACUUGACAGAGGAGCUGGAGGAGAGUCCCGAGAGCACAGUGUACGACGACUACAAGUUUGUGACCCGGAAGGACCUGGAGAAUCUGGGUUUGACUCACCUGGUGGGAUCGUCUCUCCUGAGAGCCUACAUGCACGGCUAUUUCAUGGACAUCAGGCUCUAUCACAAGGUCAAAAGCUUGGCCAAUCCUUUCGCAUACGAGGAGUAUCGCAAGGAUAAGAUCCGCCAGAAGAUUGAGGAGUCCAGGACCCAGAGAGUGCAGGUCAAGAAGCUGCCCAAGGUGAACAAGGAGCUGGCUCUCAAGCUGAUGGACGAGGGUGAUGACGAAGCAGAGCUUACUUCUAGGAAAAAGAAGGGCAAGGCUCUCCCCAGCGUCCUGGGAGACGACCGCUUCAAGGUGAUGUUCGAGAACCCGGACUACCAGGUGGACGAGCAGAGCGAAGAGUUCCGCCUCCUCAACCCCAUCGUCUCCAAGGUCGGACAGAAGAGGCAGAAGAAGCUGCGUCUACUGGCUCAGCAGGCUGCCGCCUCCCAAAAGGCGGAUGAAGACGACGAGGAGCCCGAGGGGCGAGCCAGCUCCGAGGAGGAGAGCUCCGACGACGACAAGAGCUGGGUGGAGGAGGUGAGGGAGCAGCGGAGGUUGAUUCGGGAAGAGGGCCGCGACCGCCGCCGGCUGCAGAGGAAGGAAGCGGACCGCAACACCGUCCUGCUGGAGAGGGAACAGAACGGAGGAGAGAAAACCUCAAACACGGCCGACAGCAAGAAGACAAGUCAGCCUCAGUAUUAUCAGAUCAAAGCCGGGGAGGAGUUCAGAAGUUUUAACGAUAUGGCCCGCAAGCAGCGACUACAGAAGGCUUCUUUGGAGGACCGUCUGAAGUUGGAGGAGAACUCUGGAACCAGCAGCAUGGCCGACACUGCAGUGGGCAGCAAGCAGCUGACCUUCACUCUCAAAAAGUCGGAGCAGCAGACGAGGCAGCAGCAGGCAGAGCGGGAGCACCACGAGGAGAGGAGGAAGCUGAGGCGCUCGGCCGGACACCUGAGCAGCGCCCGUGGCGGGAGAGGCAGGGGCGGCGGCUUCAGGGGCGGCGGCGGCGGCAGGGGCGGCGGCUUCAGGGGCGGCGGUGGCGGCAGGGGCAGGGGAAGGGGAGGAGGAGGAGGGAGAGGAGGAGGAAGAGGAGGGAGAGGAGGGGGAGGAGGAGGGAGAGGCCGGUACUGAGAAGGGCAGCCUAGUCCUCAUCCAGGGCCUUUUUGUCCAGAGGCAGUACCGACACAGUCAAGGUGUUGUAGUGGCUUUCAUUAACUCAACAUCAAGCAAGUUGAAGAAUACAGAUUUUUACACUCUAGAGACAAACUAGAGAUUCUGCACAAGUGGCAAAGACUGACAUUGACAGAUAAGCCUGCCCCUUUCCCCCGCUCCUGGGUGGUCUGUGCCAUGUGUUUAGCCGCUCUCUGCAAAUUCAGAGCACAUUAGAAAAGAUUAACUAUGUCGCCACCUGUGUGCUUACGCCAUUAUCCGAAAGUACCUCGACUACAUCCUCUUUUUUUUUAGCAGCAGCGGCACCAGACCUCCGUCUCUUUAGAGAUAUGAAGAGCUGAAAGGACUUGACAUGACCUGCCUUGUCUCAGGCGUCUGGUUUCUCACAGCUGCUCCUCAGUUGAGCCGACUAUUUCAGUUAAUGGAUAGGAAGGAAGUUAUGCUUGUGCAAAAAAAAAUGUAUUUUUUAAUGCUCUUUGUUAUUAAUGUAUAUUGUUAAGCCAACGCUGGAUUAACAACACUUGUACUAUAAAUUAUAUUUGGUACAACACUU
Molecule: messenger RNA, 3016 nt
Organism: Sebastes umbrosus (honeycomb rockfish)
Lineage: Eukaryota; Metazoa; Chordata; Actinopteri; Perciformes; Sebastidae
Gene: nol10
Product: nucleolar protein 10
Exons: 21
Coding region: 145-2424 (759 amino acids)
Biological process (GO): maturation of SSU-rRNA from tricistronic rRNA transcript (SSU-rRNA, 5.8S rRNA, LSU-rRNA)
Cellular component (GO): nucleolus; small-subunit processome; 90S preribosome
Molecular function (GO): protein binding
Source: RefSeq, a predicted model, not a curated record